GAACCCCCCCAGCCGGGCUUGCGUCUGUCACACCAAGCCCUGAGAAAACUGACGUGUUUUUCGCAUUUCCUGCGCCAGAGAGAGGAGAGAGAGAGAGAGGGCAGUGUCGGGGGGGAGGCAACCAGAGGUAUGUCCUCGGGUAGUUCUUUCAACAGCAGUGGCUGAAACCAGGCCAGGCACCGAGCAGCAGGAACCACUGUGUACCUCCACACCUACUGCGUGCAUCAGCCCCUCCUCUCCGCCCCUUGCUGCGGUUGUUUCCAGCCGCCUGUCUAGUCGCAGCAGUCUGGCUGGAACAUCCCUGAUGUACCGCGGCGGGUGCCAGCAGGCGUCUGGAGCCUACCCACCAGCUCAUACGGUGCAAUGCAACACUGGCUAUUGCUUCCAGGGUGCCAGCCUAUACAGCUAACGGAGCUUUUUAAUACCUCGAAGGUAAAAGCCAUGACAUGCCGAGUCACAUCUGGGGCCUCUGCUUGGAGGGUUUUUCUUAACUCUGUAACGUUGUUGCAUGUUUCUUCCGUUCACUUCUAAAGAAAGCGUUGACGGUUUUUCCCUGCUUUUGCAGCUGCAGUGCAUUUUUCGGGGUAUUUUUGUGGCAUAGCCCACACAAGACAUGUUGACGCCUUUCAGCAAGAAACAAUUAGGAUACGUGGUUGUCGUUUUCUCUGUCAACUGAGGAUUUACAACAGCCUGUGUACUCGGAGCACCACCGGUUGAACAGAGCUGUUAUUGAAGUUAAUUUAUUUGAUUUUUUUUAAUAACAAACAAACUUCCACGUCAAAGCUCUGUGAGUGGGACCGUGCUGUCAUCAUGGUGAUCUUCAACGGGCAGCUGAAGAUCAAAAUCCGUGAGGCUCUGAACCUCAAACCGACGGCUUGGUCCCUACGUCACGCCGUCGGUCCAAAGACCCAGACGUUCAUGCUGGACACAUACAUCGCCCUGAACGUGGACGACUCCCGCGUGGGCCAAACCUGCACCAAGCAGAAGACCAAUAGUCCCGCGUGGAAUGAUGAGUUCACUACGGAGGUCCACGACGGCCGCAGAAUCGAGCUGUCCGUCUUCCACGAUGCUCCCAUUGGUUACGACGACUUUGUGGCCAACUGCAUCAUCCAGUUUGAGGACAUCCUGCACAGUGGGAGCAAGCACUUCGAGGACUGGAUUGACCUGGAGCCAGAGGGGAAGGUGUAUGUUGUCAUUGAUCUAUCAGGAUCUUCCAGUGAAGCUGCUGCAGGUUCCACAGAAAAUGAGGAACGAGUGUUUCGGCAGCGGAUGCGUCCCAGGAAGCGUCAGGGUGCUGUCCGUCGGAGGGUGCACCAGGUCAACGGACACAAGUUCAUGGCCACCUACCUGAGGCAGCCCACCUACUGCUCCCACUGCAGGGACUUCAUCUGGGGCGUCUUAGGAAAGCAGGGCUACCAGUGUCAAGUGUGCACAUGUGUGGUCCAUAAGCGCUGCCAUGAGCUGAUCAUCACAAAGUGUGCAGGGAUGAAGAAGCAGGAUGACACAAUUGGAGAGCAAGUCGGCUCUCAGAGGUUCAGCGUCAAUGUGCCGCACAAGUUCAGCAUCCACAACUUUAAAGUUCUCACCUUCUGCGACCACUGUGGCUCUCUGCUGUGGGGUCUGCUGCGACAGGGACUCCAGUGUAAAGUGUGUAAAGUGAAUGUACACAGACGCUGUGAGAGUAAUGUAGCUCCAAACUGUGGUGUGGACGCCAGAGGGAUUGCUAAAGUUCUCGCUGACCUCGGUGUCACACCAGACAAAAUCUCCAACAGCGCCCAGAGGCGGAAAAAGCUUUCUCACGGUCAGGACCCUCAACCGCCGUUAUCCGGGACGCCCAAGACAGAAGACGAUCGCUGCAAGUCAGCCCCCACCUCCCCGUGUGACCAGGAUGCAAAGGAGCUGGAGAACAUCCGGAAGGCUCUGUCGUUAGACCACCGUGGGGAGGAGAAGAAAACACAUCCCCUCUCCUCCGCCUCAUCUGUUUCUACAGUAACAGGCGACAGUCAAGGAGGUGGGGAUAAAGGAAGUGUCAAGGUGGAGGGCGAGAGAGGCCGGGAGAACGGAGUGGUUAAAGGUCACAUUGCUCCUGAGGUCAAGAGAAUGAACUUGCAAGACUUUUUGUUCAUCAAAGUUCUGGGAAAAGGAAGUUUUGGAAAGGUGAUGCUGGCGGAGUUAAAAGGCAGCGACGAGGUUUACGCCGUCAAGGUGUUGAAAAAAGACGUGAUCCUACAGGAUGACGACGUGGACUGCACCCUGACAGAGAAACGGAUCCUCGCUCUGGCCAGAAAACACCCGUACCUCACACAGCUCUUCUGCUGCUUCCAGACUAAAGAUCGUUUGUUUUUUGUCAUGGAGUACGUUAAUGGAGGUGACCUGAUGUUUCAGAUCCAGCGAUCGAGGAAGUUCGACGAAGCUCGAUCUCGUUUUUACGCAGCUGAGGUCACGUCUGCCCUCAUGUUCCUCCACCGACAUGGAGUCGUAUACAGGGACUUGAAGUUGGACAACAUACUGCUGGAUGCGGAGGGUCACUGUAAGCUGGCAGACUUUGGGAUGUGCAAGGAGGGAAUCCUGAAUGGGGUCACUACCACCACCUUCUGUGGGACGCCAGAUUACAUCGCACCUGAGAUCCUUCAAGAGCUGGAGUACGGCCCCUCUGUGGACUGGUGGGCUCUGGGGGUGCUGAUGUACGAGAUGAUGGCAGGCCAGCCACCAUUUGAAGCUGAUAAUGAGGAUGACCUGUUUGAGUCCAUCCUCCAUGAUGACGUCCUUUAUCCUGUCUGGCUCAGCAAGGAGGCUGUCUCUAUUCUAAAAGCAUUCAUGACCAAGAGUCCAAACAAGCGUCUGGGCUGUGUGGUGGCUCAUGGUCUCGAAGAGGCCAUCAAACUCCAUACGUUCUUCAGAGAGAUCGACUGGACGCUGCUGGAGCAGAGGAAGAUCAGGCCACCCUUCAAACCACGCAUCAAAACCAAAAGGGAUGUGAAUAACUUUGACCAGGACUUUACUCGAGAAGAACCUGUCCUUACACCGACAGAUAACAACAUCAUCAAGCAGAUCAACCAAGAUGAGUUUAAAGGAUUCUCCUACUUUGGAGAUGAGACUGUUGCCUAGACACAGACACACAGACACACAGACACACAGACACACAGACACACAGACACACACAGACACACACAGACACACACAGACACACAGACACACAGACACACAGACACACACACACACAUACACACAGACAAACACACACACACACACACACACACACACACACACACACACACACACACACAAAUUAAUACACAUGCACUAAAACCAUGCGUACACACAACAAAAGCGAGUGAGAAAGGAGAGUAAAAUGACCUCUAGAGAGAGGCUUUCUGUACUGUUCCAUGAAAUAUACCAGACCAUCUGUAUCUCUCUUUAAAGUUUCUGUGCUCUUGUGUGUGUACAUCUGUGCAUAUUCCAUCAAACUAUAUGCUCAAGCAGUGUGAGGGUGCCAGUCAGAAACUGUAAGUUAUGACACAGAUCUCCUCCUCUUGGUCCGGAUGCAUUUCUGAGACACAAAACAGAAGACACGACCAAACAGUGUCAAGGUCAUGAGCUGCUGUUGUUUUGUGUGAGAGAGAUAAUGUGUGUACAGGUGUGCAUGCAUGUGUAGCUGUAUACCUCUGGAAAAGAGUAAGACUGUCAUUUCUGUACAUGAUGUGAUAUGUCUUGUGUUCGUCUCUGUGUUUAAAAGAAUGUUUUCUCUUCCUUAAACUUGUAUGUGAAUGAAAAAAAGAACCAAUGAUUGUAUUUAAAGAGAGAAAGUCGAGAAAAGUGUUUUCACUAUAAAAGAAAAUGAGUUUUUUCUGAUGAAAUCAUGAUGGCAGAAGAUGUUUCUUUGUUCCUUUAUUUGAAAUUUAGAUUGAAAUUGCAGUUUAAAUGUUGACUUAAAAAGAUGCACCAAAAAGCGUUUUGAAUUUCACUGCACUUUUAUUGCUUCAGUUUUGUUUAUACUGCAGGAGAAGGUAACGCUAUGUAUCAUUUUUUUUUAACCUACGGUUAAUAUUUUAAACACCUCAAUGAUUCUGUUCAUUUUUAUAAAAACAAGGGUACUAUCAGCCCCUAACUAACAAACCUACAGUAAUUCACCCCCCAAGUAUCACGUGUUGUAUUGGGAUGUUCUGUAAGUGUUAAAAAGCUGUUUUCUGUCUAUCCUGAUGAAUCAGUUGAGAUAGUGGUCCAAUGAAGCCAAACAAGAAGCUGAAAUCACAAAACUCCUAAAGAUAGCCCUUGAAAAAUAAGUUCUUCAUGAAUCCCUUCAUGACCACUCAACCAUCAAAAUGCCUUGUGUGCUUGUGUACAGUGUUCACAUAUAACUGAUGACUAAACUUUAGAUGAUAAACCAGACCCCUUGAUUCAUGUGAAAGUUGUGAUACAUACACAGAUAUGAAUGUGUAAGUACAUGUGACUGAAUGUGAGAAACUGAAUUUAUGUGUUUGAGUGAUUUUUGUGUUCUUUAAGUUAAAACAUAUUUUUGUUAUAUAUAUUAUUGUUUUUGUGUUUUUUUUAUUGGAUGGUGUAGUUCUUGCUGACAUGUUUGAAAUGUUUGAAUUUCAAGUGAUGCAGAAGGACUCACCAGGUGAGAAACUCUGAGCGUCAUACUUUAGGUCAUCUUUGGACAGCUUGAACAAGGCAAUGCGUUCUCACUCCCAACAUGUUGAAUACAACAUUGUGGUUAGCGGCUAUAAACUUUGAAAUAUCACCUUAUAGGUACCACCCUGUAGUCAGGUUUUCACAUGCAGGGCUUUGCAUGAAGUUUGCUGUAAUAAGUAUGCAGCUUAGCAAGAAAGAACAAGAAAUGUAGCCUGGCAUCACUAGACCGAUUCCUUUUUCCAGGGGGCAUUAGCACCACAUGUGAAAGUGUCUCUGAAAGCCAUUGGAAAGACCGACAACCAAUUAGCGCAUUCAAGGGUAUGACUUAGCGCAGACAGCAGAAAAUGAUAGGACAGUUGAACAAAAAGAAAAGAAAAAAUACUUUAGUGUAACAGUUUGUUCUUGUUUUAAUGAAAAUACAUCUUCCAUUUUGUUAGAACGGCCGCAAUAAUGGAUUCAACAGACCCCCCUGCCGCUGUAGCUGCCAUCUUGUUUGUUUACAAAAAGGCUGUGUGGUCAUCUUGUAAAACCCGCCCCAUUUCUAAAUAAUGGACCAUGAUUGGUCCAUUGUAUCUGAAGUUGGUGGGAAUUCGUUUAUGCCUACCACCAAAAAUGAAUUUAGCUGGCUGAUGGGUCCAGAGUCACCAUUAUUUUAGUAAAAGAUAGCAGUACUGUUUAAAACCAAACCAAAGUUAUCAAAAUCACUUAACUUAAAAACAAUUCAUAUUUUUUAAAAGCAGUUAAUCACACAUUCCAUUUCAAGCCCAGAUGGACAUUAUGACUCUUUGAUUUCACAUCAGAACAAGCUUGAGAAAUGCGACCACACAUGAUGACAGAAAGCGACCCUGCUGGUCAUAUUUUAAUUUCAACUUGGGGUUUCUGACCAAAUUGCAAAUUUGACUUGAUGGGAGUGAGAACAAACGAGAGCACUGAUGGAAAGUAAUCCUAAGAAAGCAAACAGGGUUUGAUCCUUGUGGCAGAUCAGAUUGAUGGCUGUGCAGUGAACUGAAAAGAAACCAAACAUCUUCACAAAAACUCCAUGUGCAAUACUUCGAUAGAGGUUUACUUUUGUUUGAUUUUCUGUGUAUUUCCAAACAUUUUAUUUUUCAAUCUGUUCUUAUCUUCUUCCCUUCCUUUUUAUUUCUCUGCUGUCAUCCUUUGACACAUAUCCACCAUGAGACCAUAGUUUUAGGCCACAUAAGGAAGAAACACUUGUACCUUUUUCAGUCAGCCUUUGAGCAAAAGUCCCCCUGCAUUACAUCGACAAUAAACUGUCAUAAAUUAGGAAGCAAAUUCAGGCAAAGUUACAAAAAAAACAAAAAAGUAUUGACCCAACAUCUCCAGUAGUGUGUUGCGUACAUGACUCAGUGCAUUCGCUAUUUUCCCUUUGUGCUUCUUGUCUGGUAAAAAGAACCUUACACUAUGUGAUUAUUCCCUUAAUCAUAUACUUUAACCUAGCAUUACAUGUAGGUGGUGCAAAAUGUGUAAAACUGGUGUGUCAUCGCUAAAGAAAUAAAGUCCCUGGGAACAUUGUGAAAUAAAAUUCAGAAAGUUUGAUGAUGUAGUUUAAUGAGUGAAGUCUAUAUGGAUUUGCACUGAGGCUGAGGGGUGACUCAGUUACUUAGUGAAGUAUUGCCUAAAACCAUUUUUUCUCUCAGGAGCAUACCAAAGUCCUCUAAAGUGACUUAAAGACAAAAACAUUUUUUUUCACCAAUUUGCUCAUUGUUGUCCUUGUGCUAUCACAUAAUAUUAACACAUUUAAUGCCGUCAUCAUGCAAUGCUUAGGAGUUCAUGAUCGUUACACUUUUUUGUGAGAUGUGAUUACCUAGUAAAGUUUGACAAAAUACCAGAGUAAAAAUAGUAAAAACAGGCAGGAUGGUGAUAGUGCAGGACCAGCUAAAGAGAAUUCAGUCAAGAUUCUGACAGUAAAGUGGUUUUUCACCACUAGUGUUCAUGGAAAGAAAUAAAGAUGAAGGAAGGAAGUCUUUUAUAUACAUUUAGACUUUUCAAAACAUAAGAACAAAACCCUCCUUAGCUGACAAAUGUUCUAUGAUGCCUAGGGCCAAUCCUGAAAUUCAACUUUGUUGAUAACAUUGUAGCUUAAAAUUCACAUUUAAAAUAAAAAUCUUCCAACUCAUAUUCAUUUUUUUCCCUAUAAUACCCCUCUGUUCAGAAAUGUGCAUGUAGCAGUAAAAUCACCUCAGUGUUGUAGCAGCAGUAAUGGGAGUAGAAGUUCAAUACAGUAGCUGGCAUGGGACACUCAAUCAUUAAAGUUUCACAAUGUCAAACAAUUUUAAUACCUACUUAUUUCAAUUCAUUACACUCUCUCUGAUCAUCUGUUCUCUCUCCUUCCUAUCAAUGUGUCCUGCUGCUUGUUUGUUUAGUCUUUCAUUUUAAAAAGAAGUUUGAUGGUCUCACUCCGGUCCAGGAAGGAUGUUGUCUCUCAGAGACCUCCAUGCUAGAUGCCAAACACUUUUUCCACUCUCUUUAGUUUUUGAUGUUUGUAACGGAGGAGAAAGAAAACAAACUUCAUGUAAGAAUUAAGAAAAUCUAUCUAAUGAAUUCAGAAGGUUGAUGUUGGCCAUUAAAACAGUAUUAAGCUUCUUUCUCAUAAAACCUAAUAUCUUCCAGACUGUUACUGUAUCUACGUGUCUUUUUUUUGUGCACUCUCUGUAUUUGUGAAGCUUUGUGCGUAUAUUUUGUCAUCUGACCUCUGUUUUGUUAUUUUAGAUUCCCUUCAUUUGUGUUUUUUUUUCUUCCUUUUGCGCUGUGUGCCAAAUGUACUGUAUCUUAUUAAAAUAUGUGAAGGUGUAUUUUAAUUUUUGGAAACAAAUUAAAUAUCAUGAUGUGAGAAACAAA
Messenger RNA from Notolabrus celidotus (New Zealand spotty), 7494 nucleotides. Its product is annotated as protein kinase C epsilon type-like. The coding region runs from base 811 to 3108 and encodes 765 amino acids. Lineage: Eukaryota; Metazoa; Chordata; Actinopteri; Labriformes; Labridae. The record is from RefSeq and is a predicted model, not a curated record. Gene Ontology annotation, molecular function: diacylglycerol-dependent serine/threonine kinase activity; ATP binding. Gene Ontology annotation, biological process: protein phosphorylation. The transcript has 15 exons.